AUGAAGGUUCUCCUAUGGAAUUGUCGUGGUGCGGGGAAGCCCUCCUUUGCCCCGGCUUUUCGAAGGUUUGUGCAACAGAAUAGGCCGGAUAUCUAUAUUUUGUUUGAGACCCGUUUAUCGAGCAGGGGUCUUCAGAAGGCAAGGAGGGUGCUUUCUCGGGCGUGGGGUUUCUAUGCAGUUGAGUCCCGUGGGCUGUCGGGUGGGAUAAUUGUUACGUGGAGGCUGGAGUCCUGUAGAUUGGAUACUUUUCAUGUCUGUGCCCAAAAGGUGAUUAUGGUGAUCUCGGAGGGCACAAAUGAUCCCCGGGUUCUUGCGGCGGUGUAUGCAAGUACUGAUUUCAGGCAGAGACGACGGUUGUGGGAGGAGGCAUCGCAGUUGGUUGAUCGGGGCUACCCGUUAUUGAUGGCGGGUGACUUUAAUUGUAUUGUUGACCCUCAGGAGAAGAUGGGGGGUAAGCCUUUUUCCCAUGAGAGGAAGGUUAAGGAAUUUCAGAACUUUUUGACCGCAAAUGGUUUGAUUGACUUGGGAUUCUCGGGUCCCAGAUUCACAUGGUGCAAUAAUCAACAGGGUCCGGUUAGAGUGUGGGAGAGACUUGAUAGAGCUUGUGCGACAGCUGGAUGGGUCCAGAGAUUUUCGGAUCAUCGUGUGUCACAUUUACCCAGGAUUGCGUCCGAUCAUUGUCCUUUGUUGUUGAGCACUGAUGCCUUUGUUCCGGUGCAUCCCCCAUUCAGAUUCGAGAAGAUGUGGCUUUCUUACCCUUGUUCAUGGGAGAUGGUGAGGGAGGCAUGGAGCAUUCCAGUGAGGGGUGAUGCCAUGUAUCGGGUGUCCCGGAGAUUGGAGUUGGCGAGGAGGAGGUUGAGGAGAUGGAAUCGAGAGGAGGUGGGUGAUAUCUUUAGGAGGAUUGAGGAGUCAGAGGUGGCCAUUGUUAGAUUACAGGAUCAGGAGGCUCAAGGGGGGUCUGUCAGAUGA
Molecule: messenger RNA, 969 nt
Organism: Phoenix dactylifera (date palm)
Lineage: Eukaryota; Viridiplantae; Streptophyta; Magnoliopsida; Arecales; Arecaceae
Source: RefSeq, a predicted model, not a curated record